Molecule: messenger RNA, 6438 nt
Organism: Rhododendron vialii
Lineage: Eukaryota; Viridiplantae; Streptophyta; Magnoliopsida; Ericales; Ericaceae
Product: probable LRR receptor-like serine/threonine-protein kinase At3g47570
Biological process (GO): protein phosphorylation
Molecular function (GO): ATP binding; protein kinase activity; receptor serine/threonine kinase binding
Source: RefSeq, a predicted model, not a curated record
UGAUUAAAUAUUAGAAAUACUAAUAAUACUCCUAGAAAUGCUAUGAACUUUUAUACGAGUACAAUUUAAAUGGUGCAUACCGCACAUACCAAAAUAGUCUGCAUAUCGUAGUAUUCUCGCAAAUUAAAUUUGUGAAUUUUCAAUUCAAAGAAGCAGAUACUUUUAGAAUAUACGUCACACAUAAAAUAUCAUUUCAAAGGAGACUUUAUAGAAUUUGUAAAAUUGCUUUGCAGGUGAAAUUCCACCGGAUAUCGGAAACCUUGGCAGUCUGGAGAUAUUUGUCUCUGGGCUCUGCCAAUCUCACUGGUUCUAUAUCGUCCUCAGUGUUCAACAUCUCUUCUUUAAAACGGCUAGGUCUUUCUGAUAACCAGCUAUUUGGUUCUCUGCCAAUGGAUGUAUGCAACUCGGAUCUACCUUCACUUGAAAUUCUUUCACUUGCCCGUAAUCAAAUGACAUGACGGGGAGCAUCCCACGACACAACACAUCAUCGGCAACUGUACUUCACUUGGAGCUUUAUAUCUUUCUGGAAAUAAAUUAUCUGGUUCGGUACCACAUGAUAUCGGUACUCUUCAAAAUAUGUGGAAACUAGAUUGCGAAAACAACAACCUAACGGGCGCCAUCCCCUCAACACUCUUCAACAUGUCACGGUUACAAGCACUAGGUCUCACGAAGAAUAACCUUUCAGGCAGCAUUCCAUCAAGUCCAGGCCUUUGGAGUCCAAAUCUUAAAGGACUUUUCCUUGGAAUGAACAAUCACAGCGGAGUUAUUCCAAAUUCCAUCUCAAAUGCCACCAACCUGCUUUUGCUAAACCUUUCUUACAACAUGUUCACUGUCUCAAUUCCGCACUCACUUGGGAAUUUAAAACUCCUAGAGGUACUGGACUUGGGGUUAAACCAAUUAACUGGUGAAGACGACUCUUCAUCUUCGGAAUUGAGCUUCGUCACUUCCCUGACAAAUUGCAGACACUUGAGAAGCUUGUAUUUAUCAUUCAAUCCUUUGAAUGGAAUCCUUCCGCCGACAAUCGGAAAUCUCUCCUCUUUUAUCAUACUAAUUGAAAUGCAUAGUUGUAAAAUCAAUGGUAAAAUUCCUAGGGAAAUUGGUAAUUUGAGUAGUUUGAUCACUUUAUCUGCAUCUCAGAAUAACUUGACCGGGUUUGUUCCGAUGACAAUCAAAGGUCUACAGAACCUCCAAAUUUUAUCUUUGGGCCAGAACAGAUUACAAGGUCCCAUUCCAGUUGAAAUAUGUCAUCCAGACCAUCCGGGUAGAUUAGCCAUGGCCCAAAAUAAGUUUUCUGGACCAUUGCCAGAAUGCUUAGGAAAUACUAUUACGUCUCUAAGAUAUGUCGACCUCGGUUCCAAUAGAUUAACAUCUAGCAUACCCAAAAGCUUUGGCAACAUCAAAGACCUCUUGCAAUUUACAUUGAACUCGAAUUCUUUAAGUGGAAACCUACCAUCAGAACUUGGGAAUUUCAAGGCUGCAUUUGUGAUAGAUCUAUCCAUAAAUCAAUUCUCAGGUGAAAUCCCGAGCACGAUUGGAGGUCUACUAAGCCUGGAGAUUCUUUAUCUAGAUCAUAACAGGCUAGAGGGUUCCACUCCUCAGACAUUUGGUAGGUUGAUAAGCAUGGAAUCCCUAGACAUAUCUCACAACAAUCUCACCGGUGUGAUUCCCAAAUCUUCAGAGGCACUCUUGCAGCUAAAGUAUUUCAAUGUAUCUUUUAAUAGAUUAACCAGAGAAAUUCCGAGCGGAGGACCAUUUGAUAACCUCACAAACGAGUCAUUUCUGUCGAAUGAAGCAUUAUGCGGCGCCCCUAGGUUUAAUGUGCCGCCAUGUCAUUUGGGUUCUCCUCACCAAUCAAGGAAAAGAAGAUUGCUGCAUCUUACGUACGUUUUGCUGCCAAUUGCAUCCAUUUUGUUUGCUAUGGCCACCACAUUUGCAAGCAAGAGAUGCCAAAGAAGAAGCGAAAAUCAUGCUGCAAUAGAUAUGUCGCCGGUGAGAUGUCAUCGAACAAUUGCUUACCAUGAGCUUCUACGAGCAACAAAUUUGUUCACCGAAAGCAACUUGCUUGGCACGGGUAGUUUCGGUUUAGUGUACAAAGGGAUACUCCAGGAUGGGACAAUAUUGGCCAUUAAGGUGUUCUACCUGAAACUAGAAGGUGCAUUCAGAAGUUUUGAUACAGAUGAAAUCCUACGCAACCUUCGCCAUUGAAAUCUAAUAGGAGUCAUCAGCAGUUGCUCAACCCCUGAUUUCAAAGGCUUGGUACUUGAGUACAUGCCAAAUGGCACUCUCGAAAAAGAGUUGUACUCUCACAACUAUUUCUUAGACAUCUUGAAAAGGUUAGAGAUAAUGAUAGAUGUGGCUUGUGCCUUGGAGUACCCUCACUAUGGUUACUCAACGCCCAUGGUUCAUUGUGAUUUGAAGCCAAGUAAUGUCCUUUUGGACAAUGAUAUGGUUGCACAUGUGAGUGAUUUUGGAAUUGCAAAGUUCUUAUAUGGUAAAAGCAUUGUACAGACAAAGACAAUAGCAACAACUGGAUACAUUGAGCCAGAGUAUGGAUCGGAAGGAUUGGUGUCCACCAGGUGUGAUAUGUAUAGUUUCGGUAUCAUGUUAAUGGAAACAUUUACAAGAACAAAGCCCACUGAUGCAAUGUUUGAUGGAGAUUUGAGAUUGAAGAACUGGGUAGCUAAUUUGAUGGAGUAGCAGAAAUCAUUGAUGCCAACUUGCUGAGGCCAAAUGAAGAACAAUAUGCUGCAAAUAUUCAAUGUGUAUUGGGCAUUAUGGAACGGGCUUUGAGAUGCUCUGCAGAAUCACCUGAGAGGAUGAACAUAAAGGAUGUUCUGGCUGCACUCAAGAAGAUCAAGCUCCAGUAUCUUACUAAUUGUAGACGGACUUAGAGUUAAGUAUCUGCUUCACCUUAGUGUGUUUUGGAUAUUCACAUCUAGCAGGUAAAGAUUUUAGUGGCUAUACAUUUUAAUGUUUAUUUUGUCCCUUUGUUGCAGCUGUUUUCGAGAGAGAGAUCUCUACUAUUGAUGGGUCCUCUACUACAUCAAAUAAGAAAUCUGUUCAAAGUUCAUGACAUGCCACGAGUAGCCAAGAUGUAUGCCUUGCCCGUACCGGAUGCACUUACAAAUGCACUUUUCAAGUAAUAAAAUUAUAAAACAGCACAAAAUACAUUGGAGCAGUAUAAGUUUAUGUCUUUAGCUUGGCCUUCAUAGAUCCUGCUAGAACUAGGGCAACGUAUACAGAUUUAACUUCAUGUAGUCAACACGUAAUGUUCAGAAAGACUUGCUCUAAAAUGAAUCUGAAUUCCUUUCCUAGUAAUGAGAGAGCAAAGAUACCAAUAACUAAGGUGAGAACAACCAUCCUCUUAUAACUACCUAACCCCUAAAUAUUUUUCCAAUAACAUGCUAACUCUAACCCUCAUCACCCACCCAAUACCAAUGUGAUGGCCCAAGUAACAAAGAAUCUAUCAUUCCUUUGAUACAACAAUGCUCUAUAGCACACUCUACAAAAUGAUUCUAAAACCUUCUAUAAGGAUAAAUGUCAGCAAAAACCACCACCUCCUCAAGGCUGAGCCGCUGAAGCACCUAUGAAUCAAGAAAGUAGCAAAAGUAUUUGACUCCUAAACCAAAACUUCUCCACAAUUGUCAUUUGUUGCAAGAUCAUAGGUCAGCUUCUGAUCACCAAAUCUCUACUUGGAUCGCACCACGGUCCCUUCAUAUCUUUACCAGCAAAUUACAACAGAAGUAACCUGCCUAAACUAUAGCUAACACCACUAACAGAAAAGAAAGAUGAAAAAAACUUAUGGACACAGUCACACACAAGGCAAGAGGAGAAACCCUUGCACUCACACUAAUCCUGGUUGUGCACUAAAUUAUUUCUAGGAAAUAGCCUUCAAUAAAUUUAGUUAGUACUAAAUGAAUUAGUUAGUACUAAAUGUCAUGCCUUAAAUGUCCAAGAGGGCUCAUCUUAAGAUUUCUUCCAACUGAUCAUUUCACAAUCAGAAGUACUUCUCUACCUCUUAUUUGCUAUAUCACUGGUUUAAACCUCACGGAACUCUUCCAAACCGUGAAGCUCUAAUAGCAGUGAAUGAAGAAACAGUAGGAAAACAGAAAGAAUAAGAAAAUUAAAAUCGGAGAAUUAUCUACUGAACAAAUUUCAGCUAGUGCAUAAAAGCAGGCAGCACGCGCACACAAAAUUCAGUAAGAAUUGAGCUGCACUAUGAAGCCCUUCAACAUGGUCCUAACCGCGUGAAUGAUAUUAGCAUUUAGCUAUCUAUGUUGAAGAUUUGGGUGUGUGGGGGGGGGGGUGUGUGGAAACUAAGUAGGAAUUACGGAGAGGACACGAAUUCAUUCCUUUAAUUUCAAAUUUCAAGAACAUUCUCAGCGUCUUCAGCAAACUCAACAAUUCCUAACAUACUGAAACAUUUCAAGAAGAUUUAUCAACUUCUUGUAGUGUUGAAGAUCAUUUUAUCUUUCCACAAGUUGAAAUUAUGAGGUCUUCAGUGGAAAUUGACAAUAUGCUUUCAAUAUAUGGUGUGCGUUGAUUGAAAACCCACAACCUACUAUUGAGAAAUUCAUAUAGUCACGGUGGUGUUGCAUCUCAUCACUUUGCUCUUCAGUUUUAGAAAGGUCGAACCAGCAUUAUAUACUAACUGGAAAAAGGAUAAGAAACUCUUUACUCCGUCCGCAGACAUGUAAAACUUUUGUAGACGAAACUGUUCAGAAAUUCACUCGAAAUGAUGCCUAGAAGACUAGGAGGCCUUUCUGAUGCACAAAUCAACACAGAACAAAAAAAAGUUGUGUAAACCAGAAGUAGCUUGUUGCUUGUGUAACUGAAUGUACAACGAGACCUCCAAUAACUAGAGAAACAAACAUAAGACUGUAGGCGCGUCUCUAAAGCUCUGUUGUUUGGGGUGGCACUUGUAUGUAUUGGCAAUAUAUGUAUCGGUGGGCCAUAGCUUGCUUCAGUUGCGAAAAUCUAUGUAUUGGCUCUAGUUUUAGUUUGUUUUGGUUUCUUAUGUUGUUAUGGAUUGUUGGUAGAUUUCUUGCCAACCAUGUAUCCUCUUGGGCUCGAGUGGCAUAUGAUUUUGCGGGGCUAGGUGCCAACCUUGUUGGCAUGCUUCCCUUGCUUUGUGAUGCCUUUUUGUUCUUGCCCUUUAAUCUCUUAUGAUUUCCAGUACUCUAAAACUCGGUAUUCCUCGCCGAUUACUCGCUCCAAGGUGCCUGGCCGAAGGGACUAAUCCCCUACUCGGUGGGCAUUACUCGCCGACUAACGCCAAGUACUCGCUCCAAGGUGCCUGGCCGAGCGAGUUUUAGAACACUGAUAAUUUCUAGUUUCAACAAUUGAUUAAUAAGAAUCCUUUUUGUGCCGUUCAAAGAAAAAUGCACCAAAGCUCUAUUCAGCUCAUGGAGUUGCAUAGGACUUCCUCUACGGAUUCGAAUGCAAUAAGAAAAUCCAAAGAGUAGAUAUAGCUUUUUCCCUUUGUGUUGUAUUUAUGAGGCCCCAUUCCACCAACCUUCUUAAUAAUUAAGUACUCAUUUUCAAUUUUCAAGCUUAAAAAUAAUGUGUUUACGAAAAUAAUUUUUCCAUUUUUUUGCAUCGUUAAAAAGAUUUCAUCGAGAUCUUUCAAUCAAGAUUCAUAUUACAUAUUUUUAGAUUUCAGUAAACCCAUUAUUUUUAAGCUUGAAAAUUGCAAAAAAUGACUUUUUUGAAAAUAAGUAUUUUGAGAUCCUGGAACGGAGCCUGUUUUAUUAAUCCUUUCCUUUCCCUCUCCAAUUCCUUAACCCCAACAUAGCCUGACGGUACCACAAUACUAACUUCUGUAACCUAAUGCUUUUCAAGUACAAUCAAAGGUUUUUUCGAAAUAAAUGAACGAUAUCUAACCACCAAUUAUAGCCAGCUAACCAAGAAUAAGGCUGAAAAGAAUAAGAGUAAAUUAUCGAGAAAAAGAAAUCUAUCAUGAAUCAUCCUUAAAUAUUUCAACUUGCAUAUUGGAUGUCCCAAUGCGAACAGUAGUAUUAUCUUAGGUAGUUAUCAUUACAGAAAAACAAAAAAACAAAAAAAUACCUAGCCUGAUCCUAACUCGCAAUGCAAGGCACUGAUAAAGUCGGACUCACAGAAAAUAAUUUGGGGCGUUCAUUACCGAGUUCUCGUAUCGAAAAAUCUGCGUCUACAUACAAGAAUCGAAAUCUUGAUGGAUAUUUUUAAUUUCGAUUGCAGCUACAUUGGUUUCCCUUGCCCUAAAUCGGAUUCCACAUUAAGCUAAGAUAUCAGCAAUUAUUCAAGUUUACAGUCCAUCAAAAUAAAAAGACGCAGUGUGUGUGUGUGUGUAGAGAGAGAGAGAGAGAGAGAGGGAGAGGGAGAGGGAGAGGGAGAGGGAGAGGAAUUACCGGGGAGAAAAGCGUAGGAGUCGAAUCUGCGGGAUCGAGAGAUUAAGUA